Hyaloperonospora brassicae is the source of this 948-nucleotide messenger RNA. The record is from the annotation of a GenBank genome assembly. Lineage: Eukaryota; Oomycota; Peronosporomycetes; Peronosporales; Peronosporaceae.
AUGGCGACCCACUACGGCCGCCAUCUCGAGCGGCUCCAGCGCGGCGAACACCUCGAAGCCAACGCGCUGCUGGCGCUCUGCGAGCGCGUCAAGGACCUGCUGGUCACGGACGACAACGUCGUGCGCGUGGCGUCGCCCGUCGUCGUGUGCGGCGACCUCCACGGCCAGUUCGACGACCUCCUCGAGCUCUUCAAGUUGUCCGGUCAAGCGCCCGAGACGAGUUAUGUCUUUCUCGGGGACUUUGUCGACCGCGGCGCCAUGAGCGUCGAGACGAUUUCGCUCUUGUGCGUCCUCAAGGCCAAAGAUCCCGACCGCGUGACGCUCUUGCGCGGCAAUCACGAGUCGCGGCAGACGACGCAGGUCUACGGCUUCCAGCUCGAGUGCAUGAAGAAGUACGACGGCGACGCGCGCAUUUACAAGUGCUUCAUGGACCUCUUUGACUUCCUCCCGCUUGGAGCGCUCAUUGACGACAGCCUCUUGUGUCUCCACGGCGGCCUCAGCCCCGCGCUGCACCACUUGGACCAGCUCCGGAUGCUCCAUCGGUUCCAAGAGAUCCCUCCCGACGGGAUCUUUGCCGACAUUGUCUGGUCCGACCCAGAUGCCAAGACCUUGGGCUUUCAUAUGUCACCACGAGGAGCUGGAUACAUUUUCGGCGAAGACGUGGUCGAGAAGUUCUUGCACACAAACAAGCUCGCACACAUGGCACGGGCGCACCAGUUGUGUAUGGAGGGAUUCCAAGUGCUGUUUCGAGAAACGUUCUCGACGGUCUGGAGCGCACCGAACUACUGUCACCGGUUCGGCAAUCUCGCGGCAGUCAUGGCCAUUGAUGAUCACCUUGAGCGCACAUACAAGACGUUCAAGGAGGCGGCAUCGUCCCGAAACAUUGGCGUGCUGGACAACAAGGGCACCACGAGCUCGGACGCUAUUGACGCAGGUUAUUUCACGUGA